AUGGUGUUUGGAGUGAUCGUGGCGGCCGUGGGACAAACCCAGCCGGUUUUUUCCAUCUUUUACACCCCCGAGGGAAAUGACUCGCUGCGAAUUGUGCGUCAACAAGCGAUCAUCCGCCGCGUCGCAGACGACCACUCUUUUCAGCUGCAGUGCCUGCGCGGCGCGCAGCAGGCGGGCGAAGAGAAACUCAGCCAGCAAAAGGCCGCAGCAGCAAAUUCUGCAGCUGCGGGAACUUCUUUAUUCGGCGCUUUAAUUAGCAAUUCAAUUUCUGCACAAGAAGAGCUGCAUGCGCCCGCGGGCGCCAAGAGAAGUGCAGAUUCAAAGCCCGGCAAACGGCAAUGGGGAGAGAGCGGCGUUUGCCCUGAAAACGGAAUGCUGGAGGGUGUUUUGCUGCUGCCGAUUUCCUCGCUGUUCAGCACUCCCAAGUUCGUGCUGUGGAAGCGCGUGGACGAGCUGCUGUACGCCGUGGUUUUGGACUUAGCCGAAAACUGCUUGCUGGCUUCGAACGCGCUGACGCUCUUUAUUCACAUUCUUGCGGACAUCUUCGGAGUUAAGACUGACUCAGCUCCUUUGUCGGAUCUUUUCCUGAAAAGGCCAGACGCGCUGCUGGUGACUCUGCACUAUUUGCUGCCAGGAGGACAGUUGAUGUUUUUGAAUGUCUCGAGGGCUCAGCGAAUAAAAGCUGAUGUUAAAGAUGCUCUUCGGCAGGCGACUCAAGGGGGGAAGCUGUGA
Molecule: messenger RNA, 732 nt
Organism: Eimeria tenella
Lineage: Eukaryota; Apicomplexa; Conoidasida; Eucoccidiorida; Eimeriidae
Exons: 6
Coding region: 1-732 (243 amino acids)
Biological process (GO): endosomal transport; double-strand break repair via homologous recombination
Cellular component (GO): AP-type membrane coat adaptor complex; late endosome; cytosol
Source: RefSeq, a predicted model, not a curated record